CUCUGACUCUACAUCUCUAGCGUUUCGCACCUCACACACUUAGACUGCGAGAGAUCAUGGCCAGCGCUAUGAUGUCUAAUGGACAUGCUCCAGAUCUCUUGGCUUCUCUCGAAAGGCACAAUGAAUCAUUCACCAAACUUUUAUCCCUCAUCCCGUCCAGAUUCUACGCUGCACCUGAGUCUCAGGAGGUCGACAGCAAGUGGAUGAAGAAGAAGAAGCGUCAGACUGGAGAGGAGAUCAAGGAGCAGAAGAAGAAGGCCAGGCAGGACAAAUUUGAUCCAUCGAAGCAGAGUACCGCUGCGGAUCUGGUCAAUUCAUCCUCCCAGGCAGGCCCAUCUUCUAUCCCUCUUCCCAUCUCUUCACCUGCUCUUCCGGCCCCGGUUCGACCGCUACCUCCUACGGCGAGCAUAUCAGAUUUGAGGGCACGUCUUCACUCAAAGAUUGAGGGAUUUCGACGUGAUCGUGGAGUUGACGAUGAUGCCGAUCCUCAAAGUCGGAGCGCGUUGGAAGCGGAGACUAGACGACGGAGAGGUGAGAUGAGGGAUAGGCGGAGGCGGGAGAGAAAGGAAGAGAGGAGGAAAGCAAGGGAGAAGGAAGCAGUCACUGGCAAGUCUGCAAAGCCUCGACUUGUCGUUCCUCAUCCUCGAGACAAUGAUGGAGUAACCUAUCCUACUGUCAAGCUCCCUUCAGCUGCCCAGCACAAAUCCAAUUUUAAGCCUAUCGCCAAUCCAUCUCACGCGCUGGCGCACUUGGAGAAGCACAAGCGCAAAUUGGACAGCAUGACGGAUGAGAAGAGGAGAGAAGUGUUGGAGCGUGAACGAUGGGCCAAAGCAGAGGAAAGAGCAGCUGGAGGCAAGGUCGCAGAUCAAGAGACAGUCUUGAAGAAGGCAGUCAAGAGAAAGGAGAAGGAAAAGUCAAAGAGCGGCAAGGAAUGGAGCGAGAGGAAACGUGACCUCGAGCGGGCACAAGCUGCCUCGAUCAAGAAACGAUCCGACAAUAUAGCUGCUCGCGCUGAUGCGAAGAGGAAUAAAAAGCUAGGUCUCAAGGAUAAGAACAAGGGCGGCAAGAUGAAGAAGAAGGGUCGACCAGGGUUCGAAGGUGGCAGGAACAAAAACAAGCAGAAGGACAAGGCUUGAGCGAGCGAGAGAGGUGAGGGUGACCGACCGAUGCAUGAGUAUUAUACGAGA
This is a messenger RNA of Kockovaella imperatae, 1187 nucleotides long. Its product is annotated as surfeit locus protein 6-domain-containing protein. Gene Ontology annotation, cellular component: nucleolus. The transcript is spliced from 5 exons. NCBI's taxonomy places the organism in Eukaryota, Fungi, Basidiomycota, Tremellomycetes, Tremellales, Cuniculitremaceae. Gene Ontology annotation, molecular function: DNA binding; RNA binding. Gene Ontology annotation, biological process: ribosomal small subunit biogenesis; ribosomal large subunit biogenesis. Bases 57 to 1136 code for a protein of 359 amino acids. The record is from RefSeq and is a predicted model, not a curated record.